AUGGCGCUCACGGACCUCAUGUCGGUCGAAAUGAGCGCCAAGUACAUGGACAUGAGCAGCUCGUCAGGGCUGUCGGACUCGGACUCGGACGAGCUCUUGUCGUCCUCGUCGAGCUCGUCGGAGCUGUCGUCGUCGUCGUCUGCGAUGGCGUCGGACACGCCGCGGGUUUCGAGGAGGAAGGCGAAGAGUGCUCGAGGACAGGCAGACGAGAAGGGCGUUGCCGGUAGGGCUGGAGGAGACUCGAGAUGGACGAAGAAGAAGACGAAGACGACGAAAAUGACAGAGCGUGCAGCUGUGAAACCGGCGGCAACGGCGAGCAGUGCAAAGCCAAAGAGAGUGGAGAAGACAGAAGCCGGUGCACUUCCUCCGCCGCCUCCGCCACCGCUGUCGCCGACUUGUGCGUCUUCGGAUGAUGAUGGGUACUUGUCCAGUAAUAACUCGAUCAGUGUCAGCUCGAGCUCGGACUCGUCCGAUCUGUCGGACCAUUUGGAGAUGGAUCCCCCGCCUCCGCCGCCUCCUCCCGCUUCUUUCGACCGAGGUGCGACUGCGAGUGCUUUCACAGCGUCAAAGGUAUUGCCGUUGACAAGACCGCCUUUUCGAAGACCUCCAGCAACGAAGAACGCGUCGGAAGCGAGUGCUUCGUCGUUAAAGGUGACACUUAAACUCCCGCCGGGAUUUCGCGCGAAGCACAGUGGUACUGCGGUGCCUGUUGACAGUCGGAUAAAGGGUGAUCAUCCGUCUGCUGUCGCUAGACGUGGUGCAGAACUCGCUGGGAAGAUGAACGGGGCGCUGUUUGCGGAAUCUGUGGUUCCAGAUGGCCCACGUUUUUCAGCAAAACUGAUUCCAACAGGGCCUACUGUACUUGCGGGCGAGGUUCGUGGUGCACGAGAACUGUCACUUGUGAACCCAGCCUACACCGGAAGCAGUCCCGAAGAAAUAAUUGAGUCGAACAUUCCGGCCCAUUUCAACGACCCGUGCGCGCAGGAAAGCGAUACGCUGCGUCUUUUGGACAUGUUUUUCUUUUGUGACGAAAAUGGCAAAGCAGUUAGUCUCGAGAUUCUAGACCGUCCGAGCGACCAGCGUCCGAAAAUCAUGGCGUUCGGUACAGUCGUCGAGCAUUUACCGCUGACGGAACGACCUCUCCCGAACAAGCCCAUUCUCGCAUCUCCGGCUUUUCCCUCACGCUCUAAGAAGCGUUCUCGGACAGAUUCUUCUGUGUCCACGCCUGCAAAGUCUCCAGCUCCGAAGUCAAGAGCGAGGCCCAGAGGUGACACUAAGCGCGCUAGGUUGGAUAGCGAAAUGAUGUAUCAAGGCGACGGCGAAUGCGAAGAACGUGAAAUGAACGAGCAGUCUGGCAUGGGCAAACGUGGCAUAUUCCGCCAUUCGCAUGUGUAUCGUGCCCUCAGUUCGUUCUCGCUAAGUCGACUGUCGCAAAUGGAUGGUCAUUCUGGCUCUAAUAGUGAAAGCAGUGACAUGACCUCGGACGACGAAAACAUUCGUCGUUUCGACCGCAGUGCAGCUGGUGGAGGUUCAGAUAAUGCUAGCGAGCUCCAGUUCUCGGCAAGCAAUAGCUCAAGUGGAAGUGAAAGCGACGACGAUAUGCGAUCUUCUUCGGGCGGGAGCGAUGCCGAGAACAGGGUCGAAUUGGCACGAGCGAGCCGGCGCUCAAGUCCUGAGGUUGCAGCAAGAAAUCCGUUUCCCCGAAACUCUGUUGAUUCCGGAACGCGACCAGCCGGUCAAGUACAGAGACGACCAAGCACCAGAGUGGAUUCGAGGAAUGCUGGUCUACCUCAUGAUGUAAUCGAACUCAUGCGGACCGACCAGGCUGUCGAAUUGGACGCCAAUGGUACGCCUGACGAGCUUAACUUGAUGGAGUGCGGGUUCCGUCAUCCACCGGAAUAUGCUCGCGCUCGUGUCUGGCUUCCUGAAAUCACGGAUUGGUGCCUGGAUUACGCAGAAGGCGAUCCCACGUUGUGGGUUGUCACUCCUCAUGCCUGGUACAAGAUCGCAGGGCCUUUAUCAGGCAUGUUGCCACACGCAUCAUACCGACAUACUUUCAAGCACGUUCGUCGCUUAUUUGAGGCCAGCUACCUUGUGGCGUACGUUCUCAAGGAGUGGCUGCCGAUCAAUAAAAAGGUCUCGUACCGAGCCACGUUGCAGCAGAUAAUCGAAGUGUCUCUGAAAGGGAGAUACCGGGUGUCCGCCUGGUUUCUCGUCAAAAAUUACCCCUUUAUCCGUGCCCAGGUGUCCAACCUGUUCUCUGACAAAGAGACCUACUUAGAGUCGAUGUUUUUUAAGCAGUUGCAUCGUCUUCACGAAAAUUACACGUUACGCGUAGCACGACACCAAAAGGAAAUGGCCGAGCGUGAAGCUCGUCGCGUAAAACGAGAAAAUGAGCGUCUUCAGAAAAAACAACGGGACGAGGAUGUGCGUCAACGUCUCAAAGAUGAGCGUGACGAAGAGCGAAGGCAGAAAGAGCAAGAGCACAAGUACCCUGUGGAAGAUUUGCAACUACUCGAAGGAGACGCAGUGAAUACAAACAGCUUGCCCUUGAGCUGCUCCAGUUUGAAGGGCAUCAAGGGUCCUUUGCUGGGCGAGCUCAUCAUGGCAUGGCAGACGAUUUGCACAUUCAAGAGUUUUUUGGGGCUAGAGUCAAUCUCGCUGGAGGCCCUUGUCGAGUGUAUCACGACUCGUUCUGAUGAGGGAACCCACGUCGGUCUAGCUCGUAUUUUCAUGGCAUUCCUACGAGUCAUCUUGUCGGAAAAGUCGUUCAUGUCACUAGUAGAUGAUCUUGUUGUCGAGAGCAACAUCAAGGUAUCUGACUUGUUUGUCAAUUGCGAAAGAACCUACGGAACAUGCGAGCGUGCCUACGGUGACAUGCUGAAUGCGGUUACCUGGCAAGAGAUUCUCCGCCAGCUGAUGUCUAAGGAUCUUGGAAUCGACCCGUCCAUUGGACACGUCGAGCCUUUGGUUGGCUGUGAGAUUGUCCGGCAAACGCUGUACAUGCAGAACAAUUCUGCUCCCUUCAACGCUCCGGUCGAUAUGACUACAAAAGGUCUGGAAGACUACACGCAAGUCAUCAAAAACCCGAUGGAUUUGGGCACUAUCAAGAAAACGAUCGAUUCGGGAGGCUACGAGGGACCCGAUGGGCACAAGAAGUUUGCAGAAGAUAUUCGAUUGGUGUGGGAUAAUGCUGUGCUAUACAAUGGUGAGGAAUCGGAGGUAGGUCGCGCUGCGGUGGCUUUGUCCGACGUGUUCGAACAAGAUUAUGAAAGGCUUGUCGUCGGACGCAUCCGCGCGAACCAGAGCCGGAUCGAAGAGUGCGAGAAGGCAAAGGAGAAGCUGAAAGACCCGUUCGCGAAAGAGCUCGAGUCGUUUCAAUACGCCGAUGUUGUCUACGGACUAUACUGUUUGGAGUUUCAUGAACUUCCAUCAGCAUACAAAAUCGGUGCGCUUUCAUGGAUUUGCUCGGAAUUCCUGACGCUGUCUAGCGUGCGGGCGUAUUUGGCAGACCAAGUGGAACAGGAGAUGCUGAUCUACAAGAACCAUAGAAAGCGCGCGGCCGAUUUGGAUUUUAGCCGAAAACAGUCGGAUAAAAUGCGCCGUGAAAGGGAGAAUGCGUUCAGGAGAGAUUGUGCCAACCAAGGCAUUCAUCCCAACUCGCACAACGUGUUCUCGGAAGGCAUCAAACGCCGCCACAAGUUCAUUGGAAAGUUUUUCGAGGACAUCCAGGCUGAGAAAGUUGAAGAUGAGAAAACCUUGGAGCAGGAGAAAAAGGCCCAGGCGGAAGUACUGGCGAACGAGUUGAGCUCAAUAGUUAUUCGCGAGUCUCCUUUGGGAAGAGAUCGGUAUCACAACUCGUACUAUAUGUUCAGGAAUGACACGAAGCCACGACUGUUUAUCGAACGUGGAGAUACGGGAGAUUUUGUGGUGUGUGGUAGCAAAGCGCAGCUAAUGGAAAUCAUGCAGUGGCUAAAUCCAAAGGGCGUCCGCGAGCUUGACCUGCUAAAAAAGUUGCAGUCCGUGGAAGACAAACUGAUUGAUUAUUUCCAUGAGAAGCAAGAUGGGAAUAUGCUUGAGAUCGUGUGGAAUACUACGGACGGCAUCGAGCUUCAGAUGUUUCCUCUCCGCGGCGGCGUAUGGCAUAACGGGGCUGGCGGUAAGAGUGAGACCGUAACAAUCACGGCCGCGGACGGAGUCAUCAAUGCACGAAGCAUCGCCCAGAAGAUGUUGAUCUACUUGAAGCAGCAGCUCGUGAACACGAAAACGUUGCCUGCUUCGUGGGAAGGAGCUCAAACGUGGAGCAAGCGUGUCGUAGAGGCAAAAUCGUUCAAGGAGCAGCUUGAUUUGUUUGCUGAAUUGGAAAGUACCGCGGUGACGACCUUGAGCUCGGGAGCGGAGACGAUCCGACCUUCGUGGCAGCGGAAGCGACGUGAGUGGCGAUUAGCCCUGGAAGGUUCUUGUACAUACGCGCAGAUGGUGCUUCUGCUUCAUUUGCUUCUGGAAGAGUUCAUUAACGUAGAGGCUUUCCUGGAUUUGAACAUUCGCUUGGAUCGGAAGGAGUGGCUUAAGCUGCGACCGAAAGAGACCCGAAAUUUUAUUCCUGAGCCAGGAGCAGUUGUUGUCUAUUUCGGGGAUGGUCACGCACUCGCGUUGAAAGAAGAUGAGAAGUCCAAAAGAAAACGUUUUACCCAGAACAGCGACACUCCUGCUCGAGAUGUAACGGUCAUUUGCACGGUGAAAAGUGUAUCAUAUCACCACGGUGGCGGUGACCCCUAUGCGUUGGCAAUGUUACAACCCAUCACAGAUAUGUCGCGACACGAAUGCGCUCGCAAGCCAGGCAGUCUUCUGUGUCCUUUGCCAUCACGAGAACAGAGACUAGCUCGAGUGUUCCUGCGCGUUCUAGCUAGAUUGAAGAUGCUAGCUGAUGCCGUUCCGUUCCUGGAGCCCGUUUCUAAUCGGGAGUUUCCUCAGUACAAGGAGAUCGUGUUGCAUCCCAUGGACCUCGGUAAAAUGGCGAAGAAGGCGAGCGAGCUGAAGUAUGACACGGAGGCCGAGUUUAUGGCUGACCUGAGGCUCAUCCGGGACAAUUGCCAGCUCUUUUGUGAAGGUCGUUUUCCAACACUCCCGCCGUUAGCCAACAACUUGGUCAACGUAGCGGAUGCACAGAUUAAGAAAUGGGGCAAAGAAAUUCGUGCAUGCGAAGACACCCAUGACAAUCCGUCGCUUGUAGAGAAAAACAGCGCAGCUCCAUCGUCUCCAGAGAAGAAAAGCGAGUCGACGAACGAGGACGAGUCAAUUGUUGACGGUGGGAAGCUGCCGACGCGUUCGAUUGUCACUAUGUUGCGAUUGGAAAACCGAUUGACUGAGUAUAUCGUGGACACGAGUCGCUACUUGCGGGCUGUAAACCACACGUGGCGAUGCGGAGAAAAAUUCCGUAUGCUCUUCCGUAACCCACAAGGUCAACCAGGCGAGUACUAUGGAGGCGUGACUGCAGGAUCUUUGCCGUUUGACAAAUACGGGAUGCUACCGUGGGAGUCAUUGCGCAUCACCUGGGACGACGAUGACGGAUCGGACAACAAUCGCAUAAAUCCAUGGGAAGCGGAAUUAACCGAGGCGGGAUCAGCGCGAAAGUGA
Messenger RNA from Hyaloperonospora brassicae, 5637 nucleotides. Lineage: Eukaryota; Oomycota; Peronosporomycetes; Peronosporales; Peronosporaceae. The record is from the annotation of a GenBank genome assembly.